AAAGGAAUCGUUCAGACAAUGAUGCCACCUAAACACGGAACUGACAAGACACUCACCAAGUGUCCGUCUUCGUAGAACAGAAAAACAAUCAGUCUUUCUAUAGGAGGAACUGUACUCCCUGAGAAGAUGAGAGGUGACAACUGCAGCUGGUUAGGAGCAGAGAUCCCACUGUCAUGGGAGUUGUUCAGGGUGGUCAAGGAUGAGCUCUGGUUGUUUAUCAUUCCUGCCGGUUUUGCUGUGAUCAUUCUGGCCCUGUUCCUAGAAGAGGUGGGCUUCUUCCUGCGUCACGUGCCCUCCUCCAGACGCCGGUGCCUCUACUUGUGGAUACUGGGCAUGUACCCGGUCUUUGGAUUAACCUCCAUCAUUGCACUGUAUGUUCCUCGCUCCUCCUCACUUUGUAAUUUCAUAGCUUCUCUGUACCACUCAAUCACUCUGCUAAAGUUUAUGGGGCUCAUCACAGACUUCUUUGGGGGAAAGGCCCGCAUGCUGGAGAUCUUAGCUGGAGAGCAGGGUUCUCCAGAUCCAUUCCCAUGUUGCUGCUGCUGUUGCCUCCCUAUGAUAGCAAUCAACAGGACCAGCCUGGGGUGGAUGAUGGCUGCUGUGCUUCAACUGUCUGUGGUCAGAACCAUCCUGUUCUUUGUCACUCUGGUCCUCUGGACAGAUGAGCAGUAUGACUAUGAACAUGUGGAUUCUGUCAAUCUCAAUGUGUACGUGAAUGCCAUCAUAAGUGUGUCUACCUUCCUGUCUUUCUAUGGCCACUUGCUGUUUUACAAGGCCACCAAAAGGGCUCUGCCUGGCUAUGGGCUGAGGGCCAAGUUUGUCUGUAUCAUUGUAGUGUUGGUGCUGUGUGGCCUUCAGAAUGGAAUCCUGGAGACCAUGGGGGCCCUGGAGGUGGUGCCCUGCUCCCCUCCCUUCUCUGUUCUCAUGCGUUCCCAGUUAAUUUACCACUACUCUGUGAUUGUGGAGAUGUUCUGCAUAUGCCUCUUUGCCCGCCACACGUUCCGUAAGGUGGAGCCCAGUCCGGAGGAGACCUUUGGGUUGGAGGAGAGGCCCCACAGAGGUAUGCUACUGGAGAAGGCAGUUCAGACUGAGGACGUGGUGCCACUCAGGGAGAACCCCUGGCCUGGCUGGUGCGGCGCUGGUGUCUCCAAUCCCGACUAUAACAGUGACAGCAGUGAGGACAGCCUCUGGAAGAUCGAACACGCCUCCCUGGAUCGCUUCCCUUUCCCUCUUCAACCCAGACGUCAAAAGAUGAUGCCAGAGAAGGUAACUGAUGAAAGUGCCACUUUGGAGCUGUCCAAACUGACUGUUACUGCUGACAUCAACUUUGCGGAGUCUAGGGAUGUUACUGUUGUAUGACACUAUGGAAUGGACUGUCCUGGAAUCUCCUAACAGGAGAGCAACAUGGGUCACCUCCAGGAAAUGGAAGAGAGACACCACACCGCUUGAGGUAGUACCUUGCCCAGUUUUUAUUUUUAUGUAUUUUGAGAUCAUGCAUUUAUUCAUUCCUCAGCUGAAUGAAGAUGGUAGCUAAUGGUGUGGUAGGAUAUUUUUGUUCUACUCAUAAUUUCUUGCCUACAUUUUAUAUCGAGCAUGCCCAGUACAUUUUGUUUUGCAAUGUUAUCUCAAAAAGCCAAUACAUUUUUUUAAAGCCUA
Molecule: messenger RNA, 1656 nt
Organism: Oncorhynchus keta (chum salmon)
Lineage: Eukaryota; Metazoa; Chordata; Actinopteri; Salmoniformes; Salmonidae
Product: organic solute transporter subunit alpha-like
Exons: 8
Coding region: 127-1359 (410 amino acids)
Biological process (GO): transport
Molecular function (GO): transporter activity
Source: RefSeq, a predicted model, not a curated record